This is a messenger RNA of Acanthochromis polyacanthus (spiny chromis), 4707 nucleotides long. RefSeq names its product phosphatidylserine synthase 2 (gene ptdss2). Gene Ontology annotation, biological process: phosphatidylserine biosynthetic process. The record is from RefSeq and is a predicted model, not a curated record. NCBI's taxonomy places the organism in Eukaryota, Metazoa, Chordata, Actinopteri, Pomacentridae. Gene Ontology annotation, molecular function: L-serine-phosphatidylethanolamine phosphatidyltransferase activity. Bases 353 to 1858 code for a protein of 501 amino acids. The transcript has 13 exons.
CUUUGUAGCUUUAGCUAAUGACAUGUCCAUGUGAUGUGUGUAAGCUGCAGGUCGGCAAUAUGGAGCGGUUUUUCUGUUUGUAGCUGUAACGAUCGGAGUCUCCGGACUAUAAGUGUCGAAAACGGUGUCCUUCCAACUCCUAAAGCGGAAUUUAAACGUCUGUGCUAAUGUAGCGUUAGCAUUUCCCGAACUCAUCCGAACUGCAGUCAGUAAUCCUGUAAAUUCACCUGGAUGCUGACAGUCACUUGGGUGGGGCUGACGCGGACGACAGUAGACGGGAGCGGAGCUCAGGGAUAAAACCAAACCGCACAGGAUCAUUGUGAAGCACCGGGAGCGGCUGGUCGGCGAAGCCAUGACCAAGCCUGAGUCGAAGAGAAGCGGCGUGGCUGCGAUUAACGCCACCGGCAAGUGCGCCACAGCCGGGACCGCCUCCGAGCAGGUCAACAACGGCUCAGUGGAUCCCGGCUGUCCGGAUCCGAGCACAAGCACUAAAGCCAAGGUGAUGAAGCAGACCUCCAGGGAGAGUCUGCACCGGAGAAACACGGAGUGCGAAGUCUAUGACGACGGGACCAACACCUUUUUCUGGCGAGCCCAUACUGUGACAGUGCUGUUCAUUCUGACCUGUGCUCUGGUCUACGUCACGCUGUUGGAAGAGACUCCCCACGACACGGCUUACAACACUAAGAGGGGGAUUGUGGCCAGCAUUCUGGUGUUCCUCUGUUUUGGAGUGACACAGGCCAAAGAUGGACCCUUCACCAGACCACAUCCAGCUUACUGGCGGUUCUGGCUUUGUGUCACUGUUGUCUAUGAGCUGUUCCUCAUCUUCAUCCUGUUUCAGACAGUGCAUGAUGGACGACAGUUCAUGAAGUACAUUGACCCCAAAUUGGGCGUGCCCCUUCCUGAGCGUGACUAUGGAGGAAACUGCCUCAUGUAUGACCCAGGCAACACUACGGACCCCUUCCACAACAUCUGGGACAAGAUGGAUGGCUUUGUCCCCGCUCACUUCCUAGGAUGGUAUAUCAAGACUCUGAUGAUCCGGGAUUGGUGGAUGUGUAUGAUAAUCAGUGUCAUGUUUGAAUUCCUGGAAUACAGCCUGGAGCACCAGUUACCCAACUUCUCAGAGUGUUGGUGGGACCACUGGAUCAUGGAUGUGUUGGUGUGCAACGGUUUGGGGAUUUACUGUGGAAUGAAGACGCUGGCCUGGCUGUCAAUGAAGCCGUACCAGUGGCAGGGCCUCUGGAACAUUCCUACAUACAAGGGGAAGAUAAAGCGUAUAGCCUUCCAGUUCACACCAUACAGCUGGGUGAAGUUCGAGUGGAAGCCUGCUUCAAGCCUUCGUCGCUGGCUUGCUGUGUUGGGCAUCAUCUUCAUGUUCCUCUUGGCGGAGCUGAACACCUUCUACCUGAAGUUCGUCUUGUGGAUGCCUCCUGAACACUACCUGGUGCUGCUCCGCCUCGUCUUUUUCGUCAACGUCGGAGGCGUGGCCAUGAGGGAGAUCUAUGACUUCAUGGAUGACCCGAAGUUCCACAAGAAGCUUGGCCAGCAGGCGUGGCUGGUGGCAGCGAUCACAGUAACCGAGUUCCUCAUAGUGGUCAAAUAUGACCCCAACACCAUCAUGCUGCCCAUCCCCUUCGUCGUCAUGCAGUGCUGGUUUUUAGGAAUCUUCCUAAUACUCAUCUGGACCCUGUGGAGGUUUUUCAUCCGUGACAUCACACUCCGCUACAAAGAAACGCGUCGGCGCAAACAGGAAGUCCCCGCCGACUGGGACCGGCCUUUGGGCAACGGCAGCACAGCCACCCCGUCUGGGAGAAGCAAACUGAACGGCAGCUCUGAGACGCUGCGGCAGAGGAGGUCCUGAGAGGAAGUCGCUCGGUCACGCUGUCGGCAGCAAAUGGAGGGGAAAGGACAAGGUUUGAUGGGAAAAACACAGAGGAACAUGAAAGAGAAUGGUGACGCAGAGACAUACCGAGGCAACCAGAUGGACACACAUGUGCCGUGCAGACUGUUCUUGUGCCUAAAUGAACCAAGUAGUCAUUCAACAGAGGCAGUGGGUGGAAGGGGGCAGUUUUCAUUUGGUGCAUUGGAUUUACCUCAUUCUGUUUUUUAAGAACAUUUGGGUAACUGUACACAGGAAAAGAUCCAUUUUUGUGUUAUUACUUUGUUUCAAAUGUUGGGAAAUGAAGGGGGAAGCUGAGUCAAAGAGAAGUGGAGCAGUGGAAGAUGGGAUGUAGGUGAUGAUAAUAAUCCCAGCUGUUUUCUCAGCUUCACUUUGUCUUAAAGAAACACAAUAGACGAGCACCAGGAACUUUUCGACCACUGUAAAUAUGCUUUGCUCUGUGUUGUGCAUCGGUGCAGGUGAGAGUAGGGAGAGUGUUUGGAGCAGUGACAAGUUUCUGUGUAACAACUGAAUUGGAUUUCCGUUUAUCUUUCACUGCUAUGCAGUCUUUAGCAUCAGCCUGGGAGUGCGGCCACAUUACUGCCAAGCGGCUGUUAAAAUUAAACUCGGUUAACAAUAAUUACAUAUUUCUGUUCGGUUCAGGUCAAAUGACACGCAUAAUGCUCACUGAUUCCCAUGCUGCUUUUACGGUUAGUCCCAGGUACUCCCAGGUUUACGUGUGGGAGACAAUUUAGGUUUUUCAUUUACAGUUCAGGGUUCAUUUCUGGAGGCCUCGAGGGUCCUCGAUGAGGAUCCUCCCUCAGUCAGACACAGAAAGGACAACUGGCCAAAGCCUUUCUCUUCUCUCAGGCUUUGUUCUUGAAAAGAACGAUGAGUUUGUUUAAAAAAAAAAAAAUCAAGACGUACCAUAUUCUAGUUAUUUAACUGGUGAUAUUAUACAUGAUAUAUGGGAUAUAGUUUGGGUGUUUUUGUAGAUGUUUUGUUCUAACUAUUGUUAUUUCUUUAGGGUAAAUCGAUGGUAAACACUAUUUUGCUCAAGUUACUUUUUGUGAAAUGAGAUGCUGAGCGCUCUGAUGAACACAUCCACGACAAUCACACCGAUAGAAAGCUGUGCUCAGUUUUCCUCUGGUGGAGAUGUGCUGGCUCACAGGAAUAAAUGGCAGAGAUCUGGAUGUUCCUUCACUGUAACAUCUUUGUAAGUAAGGCUGGGAUUCAGUCACAUCAGAACAUGAAAUGAAUAUUUACUUUUAUGCCAAAUCGUUCUUUAUUUGAGAUUUCGUUAAAAUGUCAUGAUACGUGUGGCCUGAGUUUGCAGAAACGGAAUGAGAACCAUCUUUAUUGUCAGAGGACAGCAUUGAAGGUUUUGGUUGCGUUUGGGUUUGGAGACAAACCUUUCAGCUCUGUAGGGUUGCCAUAUUGCACAUGCAAUCAGCCAAAGCUUUGAUCUCAUUCCUGCUAAAGCCAUAAAUGCCACCCAGAACUGCUUGAGCCUCUAAAGCUGCUGCUGAGCUGCAUUUUGUAUCUUUUUAAUUUAAGCAGAGUUUCAGAGCCGUCAGGGAAAGUCAAGACUGUAUACAAUUUUUAUGUUACAAAACAUUACCUGGACGUGCGGCCACUGAAACCAAAUUCACCUGAACAAAGACAGUACGUUCAUGUUAUCUGUGUGUGUAAAAUGGUCUUUGUUACUCUGUUCGUGACAAAGCUGCUAAAUGUAAAGCUGCCAUGAUUAGUCAACAGAUAUUUAAUUUGCAUGAUUCAGUUUCUAGCAGUAAACUGUAAAUCUUUGCAUUUGGGACUGUUUGUUAAACACAAGAAGACAUUUGAAAAUGACACAUCGUGGAUUAUUAAGCUUGGCAUUCUCACUGUUAGAAUAAUUAUCAAAUUAAUCGAAUAAUAAAAAGUAAUCGUUAUUUGCAAUCCAUUUAAAUGUUAAACAAAGCACAGGCCUCACUUUGACAUUGGUCAAACUGAAUACAGUUAGUCUCGGUCGACGUCCACACUGUUACCAAAAACCUUUAAUGUCUGUCGUGUGGCUCAGUUGUAAAUUUCCGUGUUACUCGUUGUGCCCCAGUGACUCUGUAUUAAAUAGUUGAUGGCGAAGUAGACGACAUUCGAGAAUAUAGCUUCAGAUUUUCCUGUUAACUAGGCUGAUGUUUCACGCCGCUAUAGUAAAUUUCUUGUGAAUGUAAUCCAGUAGAUUUGCAGUUCAAAUGAGAGGGCAUUGGCCACAAACGCUAAACUGAAGUUUGUUAUUCGUGCAUAUCCAGCCGUUCUCAUAUUUCAGCCUCUUUUUUUGAGUACAGUGAUUGCUGUGCAGAUUUGAAGCCCUGAAGAUGUUUAGCAUAUGUGUCAGAGUUUGUCCCUGUUGUCCUGUGCUGUGCUCAUUCAGUCACUUGAGGACUUUAAUUUUUUCCCCUCCUUCCUCUAAUGAGAGCUCUGUAGACGGAGGCUGAAGAUUCACCGUACCUGUGGUCAUGCCUCAGAUUGGUCAAAGAGCUUUUUGUUUGUAUUAACUGAAAACUUAAACCAACCCAAAGCCAUGAACUGAGGCACCAAACAGGAAUUGGUUAAAAAAAAAAAAAAAAAAAAAACAGGACCUUUUCCUUUUCCGUUUAGUUUCACAUGCAGCCACAUGGGGGCAGCAGAUGUUCGGUUAUUCUCUGCCCUGUGCAAUGAUGACAUGAUGUAAAUGCCAUUUUCAACUUGGUUUGUGUAAAUGUGAAAAAUGUUAAAAGAUCAGAAAAACUGAAAUAUGCUGCUGCACCACAUAAUUUUAUAAUGUUUUCAAUAAAAUAAACAGAAAACCUGAA